Molecule: messenger RNA, 1497 nt
Organism: Boeremia exigua
Lineage: Eukaryota; Fungi; Ascomycota; Dothideomycetes; Pleosporales; Didymellaceae
Product: aldehyde dehydrogenase domain-containing protein
Exons: 5
Coding region: 1-1497 (498 amino acids)
Molecular function (GO): aldehyde dehydrogenase (NAD+) activity
Source: RefSeq, a predicted model, not a curated record
AUGUCUUCCGAUCUAUUCCAGGAGCUCACAGCUCCAAACGGAGUCAAAUACGAGCAGCCACUAGGUCUUUUUAUCAACAAUGAAUUUGUCGCUGCUCGCAGCGGUAAAAAAAUCACUACCGUAAACCCUGCCAACGAAGAAGACAUAGCGCAUGUCCACGCCGCUGGAGUCGAAGAUGUUGACAUUGCGGUCAAGGCGGCAAAGGCUGCAUUCAAGGGACAAUGGAGCACCACAAACGGUACUACUAGGGGAGCGCUGCUGCAUAAAAUGGCAGAUCUGGUUGAGCAACAUCGUCGCACACUGGCCACGAUCGAGACUUGGGAUAACGGCAAGCCUUACACGGCUGCGUUCGGGGGUGACGUUGGCGAGGUCAUCUCUGUCUUCAGAUACUACGCUGGCUGGGCAGACAAAGUGACAGGAGAUGUCAUCGAAACUACUCCUGGUAAGAUGGCAUACACAAUUGCCGAACCUGUCGGCGUCUGCGCCCAGAUUGUGCCUUGGAACUACCCACUCGGCAUGGCAUCGUGGAAGUUGGCACCUGCUCUUGCUGCUGGCUGCACAAUUGUCAUGAAAGCGUCAGAGCAGACACCGCUGUCUAUUCUCUACCUUGCCACUCUUUUUAAGCAGGCCGGCUUCCCGGCUGGAGUUGUAAACAUUAUCAACGGGUAUGGCGCUGAGGCCGGUGCCGCUAUGGCCAGCCACCUUGAUGUGGACAAGAUCGCUUCCACUGGGUCAACCGCGACAGGUCAGCAGAUCAUGAAAGCUGCGGCGUCAAAUCUCAAGAACGUCGUCCUCGAGACAGGCGGCAAAACGCCGCUUAUCAUCUUCGAGGACGCAAACCUCGAGACGGCUGUGAAGUGGGGCCACUACGGCAUCAUGGCCAACGCGGGCCAAAUCUGUACUGCAAACAGCCGCAUCCUGGUGCACGAGAGCAUCUACGACACGUACGUCGACAUGUUCAAGCAGAAGAUCCAAAGCACAUCGAAGCUGGGCGACCCCUUCGCCGAAGACACGUUCCAGGGCCCGCAGGUAACUAAGCAGCAGUUCGACAGGAUUCUGUCGUACGUCGAGAUUGGCAAGCAGGGCGGCGCGACGCUUGAAUUGGGCGGCAAGCCAUGGAAGGACGCAGACGGCAAAGGCUUCUACAUUGAGCCAACCAUUUUCACAAACGUGUCCAAAGACAUGCGCAUCUACCGUGAGGAGAUCUUUGGUCCGUUCGUCGUUAUCGCAUCGUUCAGCACAGAUGACGAGGCCGUUGCCAUGGCAAACGACUCAGACUAUGGUCUUAGCGCGGCGUUCUUCACAAAAGACGUUUCUAGGGCCCACCGUGUGGCUAAGAGGCUGGAAGCCGGCACCGUUUGGAUCAAUAGCAGCAACGAUACCGACUACCGUGUUCCCUUCGGCGGCGUCAAGCAGUCGGGUAUCGGACGAGAGUGUGGAGAGGCGGGCAUCAAGUCGUAUACCAGCGUGAAGUCGGUGUACCUGACUUUAGAGUAG